AAUCUAAAGGUAUUUUAAAAUAAGUAAAAUAAUAUAGACAUAUUGCAUACAAACAUAACGAAAUGAUAAUCCGUUUUGUAAAAGGUUUUUAUCCAAGUGUAUAUAGAACAUGUUUUAUUAGGGAACGAUUAUUUUCAACGUCUACUAAUCUCUUUAGUGCAGGUGUAGACGAUAAAUUGUUUGGAUUAAAUACUGAUCAGGAGAGCUUUAGGCAAACUGUACACGAUUUUUGUAAAAAAAAUCUUGCUCCUUUUGCUGAUCAAAUUGAUAAAAAUAAUGGCUGGAGUGAUCUUCGGGAAUUUUGGAAAAAACUUGGUGAUAUGGGGCUUCUUGGUAUAACUGUUUCUCAAGAAUAUGGAGGUCUUGGAUUAGGUUACUUUGAACAUGUUAUAGCAAUGGAAGAAAUUAGUCGUGCCAGUGGUGCUAUUGGUCUCAGUUAUGGGGCUCACUCAAAUCUAUGUGUAAACCAAAUUGCUCGAAAUGGAACUAAAAACCAAAAAGAGAAAUAUCUUCCAAAAUUAAUUAGCGGAGAAGUUUUUGGCUCUCUGGCAAUGAGCGAAGUAGGUUCAGGAUCGGACGUCGUUUCAAUGAAGUUGCGUGCUGAUAGAGAUGGAAAUGAUUACAUACUAAACGGAAAUAAAUUUUGGAUUACAAAUGGACCAGAUUCUGAAACCUUUGUUGUUUAUGCUAAAACUGUGUCUGAUAAAGAAAAAGCUGCACGUGGUAUUACUUGUUUCAUUAUAGAGCGUGGAAUGAAAGGUUUUUCCACAAUGCCAAAACUUGACAAAUUAGGUAUGCGAGGAUCAAAUACAUGUGAGUUAGUAUUUGAUAAUUGCCGGGUUCCUGCAGAAAAUAUAUUGGGUGAACUUAAUCAAGGAGUCUAUGUUUUGUUUAGUGGCUUAGAUAUAGAACGUUUAGUAUUAUCUGGUGGUCCUCUUGGUAUAAUGCAAGCAGUAAGUGAUACUGUGUUUCCUUAUGUUCACGCGCGCAAACAAUUUGGAGAAUCUGUUGGCCACUUUCAGUUAAUGCAGGCAAAACUAGCUGAUAUUUAUGUUGCACUUUCUGCAAGUCGAUCUUAUGUAUACUCAGUUGCAAGAGCUAUUGAUAGCGGACAUUUUAAUAGUAAAGAUUGUGCGGGUGUUAUAUUAUACGCUUCGGAGAAAGCCACACAGGUGGCUUUGCAAGGAAUUCAAUGUUUGGGUGGAAAUGGAUAUAUAAAUGAUUAUCCUACAGGACGUUUUUUACGAGAUGCUAAGUUAUAUGAAAUAGGUGCUGGGACCAGUGAAAUACGACGUUGGUUAAUUGGUCGGAAUAUAAAUCAGCAGUUUAAGUGAAGCUAAAUUUCCGAUUCAAACUAAUUAGUGUGAUGGUUAUACCGUGUUACAUUUGACCAAGUGCAUGUUUAAUAAACUCAGUUAUUAUUUUAAAAGCUUUUUUUUUGUAAACAUUAAAUCAUAUGCACAAAAAACAUUAAGGAAGUAAUGUUGAAUAUUGAAUUAGUUUUAUACAUAUACAACUGUAUACAUGUAUACAGGAGAGAAUUUUUGCUGCUUUUUUCUUAAUUUUACAUAAAUAAACUUUUAAUAAAUUGAAAAAAAAAAUUUCGACAA
This is a messenger RNA of Hydra vulgaris (swiftwater hydra), 1610 nucleotides long. RefSeq names its product isovaleryl-CoA dehydrogenase, mitochondrial. Gene Ontology annotation, biological process: L-leucine catabolic process. Gene Ontology annotation, molecular function: 3-methylbutanoyl-CoA dehydrogenase activity; flavin adenine dinucleotide binding. The record is from RefSeq and is a predicted model, not a curated record. NCBI's taxonomy places the organism in Eukaryota, Metazoa, Cnidaria, Hydrozoa, Anthoathecata, Hydridae. Gene Ontology annotation, cellular component: mitochondrion.